AUGCCGUCGAGGAGUAGUGAGGACGUAGGAGUUGAACGCGUGGAGACACUGGCUAAUAUACUUCAAACCCCUUCUCCAAUGGCCCCGAAAUUUGGUAGGCAUACAACAGCAAAGGAUGUAAGUUCCUUGCUUUUACUCAAGGCGUUUCAGGUGGUUCAAGGGAUGGAUUUGACUAACAAGACUUAUCUUAUCACGGGAGCUACAAGUGGAUUAGGACAAGAAGUAGCUAUCACCUUGGCUGAGGCUGGAGCUCAUGUUGUUAUGGCCAUUCGAGACCUUAAUAAGGGUGAUCUUGUCAGAAGCCACAUCUACACCAAUACAUGCUAUAGAAAGGUUGACAUCAUCAGAAUGGACUUACUGGAUUUGUCUUCCGUCGUUGAUGCUGCCAAUGAAUUCAAAAAGAAUGGGUGGUAUGCCCACUCUUCGUAACCAUUUAAUCGUUUUUUUAUAUUUUUUCAGGGAUCUUCACGGUCUUAUUCUCAAUGCAGGAGCUUACGCUCCGAAUCCUGGGUUUAAUGAGCUCGAUAAUCUAAAUUCUGCAUUGCAGACUAAUUACCUGAGUCAUUUUUUCUUGACUUUAUUGCUUAAAGACGUUCUUAUUAAGUCUGCUCCGUCGCGCAUUGUUUCUUUGACGUCUGUAAUGACCAAAUAUUUGCGAAUGAAUCAAAAAGUUAAUGCCACGCAAUUUCUGGAGCAAUUGAUCGAAACUGGAGGUCGCGGAACCCGGAAAUACCACCAAUAUGCAAAGUCCAAGUUGUGUAAUAUAAUGUUGAUGAAGAAAAUGCAUCGUGACCUCCAUUGUCAUGGAGUCAGCACUUACGCUGUUGACCCUGGAUCUUUCAUCAACACUCGUAAGCGGAAAAAAGUUUCGAAAUUGCUUUAGGCAUCGCGGCCGAAAACUACGGUUGGCUUCGCGAGCUUGUGUGCUUGAUGGCUAGCCCAUUCUCUAAAGAGGUGGCCGAAGGGGCGGCUACAGUAAUAUUUGCGGCCAUCCAUCCCGCGGCCGAAACUAUGAGUGGAAAGAAUCUUGUUAAUCAUAAGGUGAAGGAGUCUACAAUCCAUCCAGCCGCGAAUAACGAGGUCUUCCAGGACGCUCUUUAUUCACAUAGUUGUGCUAUGAUAGAGCGAGUGUUGAGCAUGCGUAAAAUUAAGGGGGAUGACGAUGAUAUAGUAGACUUUAGUGACUCAAAAAACGGAUAUCUCCAAAAACUGAUAAAAGAAAAUUAG
Molecule: messenger RNA, 1227 nt
Organism: Bursaphelenchus xylophilus (pine wood nematode)
Lineage: Eukaryota; Metazoa; Nematoda; Chromadorea; Rhabditida; Aphelenchoididae
Source: the annotation of a GenBank genome assembly